Molecule: messenger RNA, 8309 nt
Organism: Corythoichthys intestinalis (scribbled pipefish)
Lineage: Eukaryota; Metazoa; Chordata; Actinopteri; Syngnathiformes; Syngnathidae
Gene: trim71
Product: tripartite motif containing 71, E3 ubiquitin protein ligase
Exons: 7
Coding region: 914-3400 (828 amino acids)
Molecular function (GO): zinc ion binding; protein binding
Source: RefSeq, a predicted model, not a curated record
GUCCAUUUUCCCCCCUCCUCAAUCGAACUGGAGCUGCACUCGGAGCCACAGCCCGGGCAACACGCGCCCGUGGGAGCGCUUACCUUCAGCCAACGUUGAUGGUUCUAUCCCGGAGAGGAAGCAAGAAAAAAAGGAAGAAAAAGCGAGGACGACCGAGUGGAGGCUCGGACCGAAUAGUAUUCAUCUGCUGUGUUUUUUUGCCCCAUGCUGUCUGUGAAAUUCCUCCACGCCGAGAGCGAGCACAGCUGGGAGGUGGACCGUUUUCUGUUACAAGGGUGAUCUGUAAGCGACUACAUGUUUGAUUCUGGCGUCCUCGCCACGCAAUUUCCUCUCCGUGGUUGUCGCUUUGCCGAAUUGCCUUCCACCGUCGGGUUCGAGGUUCGACUCCCAAGCUGAAUUCCCACCGGUGAUGGUCCACUGGAGACGAAAACGCAAGAACUGAUCUGAACUAAACUGCCAUUUUCCGUUUUGAACGCCAAGCUCUGUGGUCAUGUUGCCUAACCGUUGGGGGAGGAGAGACUGAGCCCCCCCUCAGCAUAAAACGCCGACCUAAACUCACUCCAAUUUUUUAAAUUUUUUAUUUAAUGAACCUCAAUUUAACACCACCUGCCUCCCACACGGAAUCAAUAACGUUGUUCAAUGUUGUCACGUUUCAGGGAUUGAUUGAUAACGCCUUACUGCCACCCGAUAACUCAAUAUAGAGACUACCUCGUCGAUUUUGCAUCACAUUCGAGUUAUGUAAGAGUCAUAUCUGUACGCCGAUGAACAUCGUUCUCCUCGGUGAAGUGACUUUAAUGCCUCAUGAAUCUACCUCAAGCAAAAACGUUUUUCCAGCUCGACACAUCAGCUCGACUUGUGCCCAAAUGUAUACCUCACCUGUAAACUGAGCCUUUUUUUUGUGGUGACGCCACAGAUGGCUUCGUUUCCAGACUCGGACCUGCAGACGUGCCCGCUCUGCAAGGAGCUUUGUGGUUCCUCGGCCCCUAUUUCCUCCAGCUCAUCCACUUCCUCUUCCUCUUCCCAUACCUCGAACUCCUCCAGCCAGACCAGCAGGAGGCUCCACGUCCUACCCUGCCUCCAUACGUUCUGCAGGCAGUGCCUGGAGGGCCAGCGCAGUCCAGGUGACCCUCUCAAAUUACGCUGCCCCACCUGCGACCAGAAGGUGUCCAUCUCCGAGGCCGGUGUGGACUCUCUGCCUUCCUCCAACUUCCUCUUCAACAACCUGUUGGAUGUGGUGGUGAGCACCGAGGAGCAGAUUCAGAACAAGAAUGGCCACCACCACCCUCAGCGAGGAGGCUUGGGUUCAUCUGGCUUCCAUCACACCCAGGGAGGCCUUUUGCACCCCCAUCUCAUGGGAGAGCCUCAGUGCAGCUCCUGCGAUGAAGAGAACCUGGCCACCUCCCACUGUCUCGACUGCCAAGAGUAUCUGUGUGACAACUGCGUGCGUGCCCAUCAACGGGUGAGGCUGACCAAGGACCACUUCAUUGAGAGGCUCGGGGAGAACCUCCACCAGGCCCGAGUCAACAGUAACCCAGGCCAAGCGGGCAUGCCUGUGUCACUCGCCCAAUCCCUACAGAACAACUUUGCCCUGCUGUCCCUCUUCCAGGACCGCAUGAGCUUCUGCCAACAGCACGACAAUGAGGUUUUCUUGUUCUUUUGCGAAAGCUGCUCCGUGCCCAUCUGCAGGGAGUGCAGCAUGAGCCGUCACGUGGGCCACACUUUUGUUUACCUCCAAGAUGCCGUGCAGGACUGCAGAUCUGUCACCAUCCAGCUGCUAGCUGAUGCACAGAAGGGAAGACAGGCCGUGCAGCUGAGCAUGGAGAAGGUCCAAGCAAUGGCAGAGCAGGUGGAGAUUAAGGCUAAGGUAGUGCAGACUGAAGUGAAGGCCCUGGUCCUCAGACACAAGAAGGCGUUGGAGGAGAGAGAGUGUGAACUACUGUGGAAGUUGGAGAAGAUCCGACAGGUGAAGGCAAAAUCGCUGUACCUGCAAGUGGAAAAACUGCACCAGAGUCUGACCAAGUUGGACAGCACCAUUGCCGCCGUCAGCCAGGUGCUGGACGAGGGCCGCCACAUUGACGUGCUCCUGGCACGCGAGCGGAUGCUCACACAAAUCCAUGAACUCAAAGCACUGAGGAGUCUGAUGCAGCCGCAGGAGGAUGACCGGUUCAUGUUCACGCCUCCAGACCAAGCUUUGUACAUAGCUAUCCAGUCCAUGGGCCUGAUCAGCAGUGGAGCCUUCGCCCCGGUCACCAAAGCGCAUGGCGACGGUCUCAACAGCGCGCUUCGUGGCAAGCACGCAGCUUUUACCGUGAUCGGAUACGACCACGAUGGCGAGCCCCGUCUGUCUGGUGGCGACAUGGUGACCGCAAUAGUCAUGUCGGUCGCCGAUGCCAACCUGUCGGCGGCGGAAGUGACCGACCACCAAAAUGGCUCGUACACAGUCGGCUACGUGGCCAAAUGUGAGGGGGAGCAUUUGGUGUCAGUGUUGGUGUGCAAUCAACACAUUCAAGGCAGCCCCUUCAAGGUGUUUGUGAAAUCGGGACGCAGCUACGGCUCUCUGGGUUCCCAAGUGUCAUCGUUCGGGGGCGAAGGCGAGGGGGAUGGUCAGCUGUGUCGUCCGUGGGGGAUCAGUGUGGACAAGGAGGGAUUUGUAGUGGUGGCAGACCGCAGCAACAACCGCAUACAGAUAUUCAAGCCCUGUGGCACAUUCAACCACAAGUUUGGCUCUCUAGGGUCUCGGCCCGGUCAGUUCGAUCGUCCGGCCGGGGUCGCCUGCGACAGUCAGAGACGAAUCAUUGUGGCCGACAAAGACAAUCACCGUGUGCAGGUGUUUACUUUUGAGGGCCAGUUCCUGCUGAAGUUUGGGGAAAAGGGGACCAAGAAUGGGCAGUUCAACUAUCCCUGGGAUGUGGCCGUCAACUCCGAGGGUAAGAUCUUGGUCUCGGACACCAGGAACCACCGCGUGCAACUGUUUUCCCCCGACGGCUCGUUCCUCAACAAAUACGGCUUCGAGGGGGCUCUGUGGAAACACUUCGACUCUCCCAGAGGUGUGGCCUUCAACCACGAGGACCACCUAGUGGUGACCGACUUCAACAACCACCGACUCCUGGUCAUCCGGCCCGACUGCCAGUCCGCCCGUUUCCUGGGCUCCGAGGGCAUCGGUAACGGUCAGUUCCUGAGGCCCCAAGGUGUGGCCGUGGAUCAGGAGAACCGCAUCAUCGUGGCGGACUCCCGCAACCACCGCGUGCAAGUGUUUGAGCCCAACGGAAAUUUCUUAUGCAAAUUUGGAACGCAGGGGAGCGGCUUCGGACAGAUGGAUCGUCCCUCCGGCGUGGCCGUGACACCGGACGGCGUCAUUGUCGUCGUCGACUUCGGGAAUAACCGUAUCCUCAAGUUUUAGAAACAAAACAUUCUCUCCCUCUAUUUGGCCUUUUGCAGUUUUUUUUUCCAACAAAGGAAAUGGAGGCGAGAGAAUGAAUCAGAAAACUGACACAACGGAAGGAGAGCUCAAAGGAGAUUGAGAGCACGUUGAGGAGAAGGGAAAUCAAACCUAAAUAUAUAUUUUUUUCCACUCACGCAUUGUCAAGCCGAUACAUGUAGUGUGCAUUUCAACCAGGACCUCGACAAACGGAUAAUCAGUAGCAAAAAAAAGAGCCAUUUACCCUUCUUCAUAGUCAGCUGCUCCAUUCUUUCUGGACGCUCUCCUCAAGUAUCCUUCUCAGGGAAUUUCUCACUUUUCUUGAAACCUUGUACCCUCUGCUCCCCACCUACCUCAUUUAGCUCUUUAUGAAUGUACUCAUAGUCACUGAGCAGAAGUUUAUUAGUCAGUGAAGUUUUACAAAGAGCCUACCUCUAUACUUUUAUUUAAGAGACGAAAAAUAGACUCUUCAAUUGAUUUGCACAGGAAUAAUAGAAUUUGUGCUGUGCUUUUUUUCUUUUUUUAAAUGAGAUAAGUGAACCUCCUGAAUGUUGUUGCUGAGACAAUACUCAGACCGCUGUAGAGGCUGCGUGUUUCAUUCUCAUUGAAGGCAUUGAUAGGAACGAAAUUUAGGGUACAGUACUGUAGUGUCUUCGUAGUUCCCGCUAGAGAUUUUUUUUGUUUUUGCUUGAGUUAUACAUAGUCGUUAUGGCCCCUCUCGAAUGCGGAAAAAUGCCACGACGACGUGAUAUCAAAAUGAACUCAGGUAAUAGUUCGGCUGAUUUAAAACGAUCAGUACUUUUCAGGCCUCCUUUUUAGCUUCUCUUAUGUUCAAUAUAACAAAUAAGGCCUGUAAUGAAAUUAUGAAGUGUUUUGAUUUUUCUCCCGUGUGCCCGGAGUCCCCAAAAUAGUAUCUCGUUAAACUGGAUUUGUCCCGGCUAAAGAUCCAGUCCAUUGCAUUACCAACGAGGAUGCAAAGAUUAUGAUGCCAGAACCUCUUGCCCUCCUCUGAAAGGGAGGACCCACAAAUAGUUGUGGGGGUAUAAAUUUCUCCAAGAUUAAAAACCUAUUAGUGAUCCUAACAUAGAGAUUUAAUCAUAGUUGAAUGACACCUUUUUCCCUGAGGCAGUGUUUGACAAAAGCCUCAGAAGUAGACAAAGUCCAGAGGACAAAAAUAAGAACAUCAAAUAUGGUUAAGAAUACAGUGAACCCCCACUGUUAGGGGGGGACAUGGACCGAGCCAUGAUGUGAUUAGCGGGGGGACGAAUGCAAUUAAGACAUCCCCUGAAAGGAUUUAUAUAAUUGCCUAUAUAUAUCACAAGGAGGUGGCAAAGCACUACUUUUGUCCAACUGACGCUCUAAACUCACAAUUUCCUUGGCGCCAAGGUCCCACAAGAUGGCGGCAAAGCAAUUUUUUUUUUUGCUUUUGCCUGUGCACAUAAACAGCGUGAGUUUUUCAGCGACUAACAUUGCCCCCCACCCAAAAAAAAAAUUCGUUCGAAUUAACCAAUGCUAGACCACGAUUAUGUGGGGUUUCACUGUACAAUCCUUUGGAUGUAAACUGUGGUCGAAAGCCACCCACUUAUAGACCAACGAAAGGGUGCGACCACAAAGCCUCGGCUCAAUUAUUAACGCUUGGCCUGAGGUGGUACCUCCAGAGCCACGCGCUACUAGACCAAUCCUCUAAAGAUGGAGGUCUAAAGACCAACUACUAGAGUCAACCAAAGUUAGAAUAUCUGCACAGUGGCCAACUAAAAAACUGGCAUUUAUAAAGAUUUAAAAAAGUCAAGUUUUUCAAAAAUCAUUGUUGCUGGGAAAAGUUACUGGCAUAACUCGUGGAGUUGUUUGGUAGCACUGCCCGCUGACACUGCACGACUACUCUCCCGUUUGAAUCCCGUCAAGCCACAUAGAAAACCAAAGAGAACCCCUCCCUUUUCUGCCUCCCUUAUCUGACGUAGAUCAAUCUGUAGCGCCCCCUGAAAAACCCCUUGUAAGUAAAUCCAUGAAUUAUUUGCGGUUAAAGCAUAGCGGGCCUUUGAUCUUUGCCCUUUUUUCAAUCGGUGCCCCAAGUGAACGCACUCGACAAUUCACGUUCUGUUAGUGGCGUCCUUGUUCUAGUGAAAACUGUGGAAAGAUUCACUGACAGGCUCUCUUCUCUGAGGAGAGGACCUGUCCGCACAUGAUCCGGACCGACAUCCUCUAUGGAAUAUGUUCACUUAACCUCAGUGUUUGUUUACCUUCAACACCUCAACUCAAUUUGUAGCUACUGUUCACAUUCAUAUACCUCAAACUUGUCUCGUUUCUACUUGAAUACCUCAUUUUUACUUUUUUUUUUUUUUUGGUGUUUUCAUUUGUUAGCUUACCUCAUCAGAUGUGGAUACAUCACUAAUUGAACACAUUCUUUGGCUAGUUUGCUGCAUGUCCCAUAGCUGUAGGACCAAAGAUUGUGGCACUGUUGAAAAUUUGUGUUGUGGUCUUGUCUCCAUCUCGAAACCUCGAGCAGCUUUUCAUUUGGUUGAAUUUGCUGUACAAUUAAUUGCCUUUUUUGUUGUUGUUGUUUUUUUUUUUUAAAGUGAUACAGCGAAAUAAAAAAAUCACCAACCAAAUAAUUCCGUCGCGAGGAUAGUGCCAAAAUGAUCUCGUAGAGUUCUGUGCCAAGGACCACGCUGUUGUUGUUGACAAAACGUCACUGGACCACGAUAUUACAGAUAAAAAUGUUGAGGUGGCCCCUGUGGCUGUCCGAUGGGAUGCACUUAACUGGGGCUGGGCCCUGAUUCUCUUUUACCUCACGACGAUGACGAUGAACUCGCAGAUUCCGCUCGUACUUUAGUUACCGUGCGCAAGGGAGGGGUGAGGGAAGGGGCGUUAUAACCUUCACCUGUCGCACAACAAUUACAGUUACCUCAACUUUCAGCACAACUUACCAAUACGUAUGCGCACAUCAGGACUGCGUUGCCGACACUUGCUAACAUCGUGAAACGUUUCUUAAUUAGCACAUAGAGAAACCGUACCAACGCUCGGCUUGUUUUUGCGUUUUCAGUAUUACUAUGUUCAUCCAAGUCAGCAUCGUUUUUUUUUUGUUUGGUAACAAAGAUUGCAAAGUCCUAUCUUUAAGAUCCUUAGGUCUUCACUCUUUAAGAGGAAAAAUGUAUUUUAAAACAUUUUUAUUUCGUUUUUUGUUUCGUUUGCAUGCUUUAAAAAAAUCCUUAUCAUACUGAAGUCUGUUUUCGGACGGGUGUUGGAAAACCGGAUGGGUAGCUAAAAUUUGGGAGGGGAAAUGGAUAGUAUCAGGAAAUAUGCACCCAAAGAUGAGUAUUUGCGCGUUGCGUGCGCGACAAUAGGAUUUGACCUUUGCGAUUGUAUUUGUUGUUCUCUCGAGAGCACAACCUGUUCAAUCAGCCAUGCCUCAAUUCCUAACUAACAUUGGAGGCAGAAAGCAUCUCGAGGCCUCUCUGAGGCUUCUUCUGCGUGCCUCCCGGCUCAGGCGCUUUACUUACGAAAGUUCCUAAAGCUUCCCACUUUGCAGUGAUUGAUUCGACCACACCGAGGCGCCUUUCAGAGCCCUCUGUCACACGUCAUCCAGCAGUCAGCUUCCUCUUUUUGACAAUCCAGGAAGUAAGAUGAUGGCUGUCAUUCAUGUGACUGGUUGACCUACAUUCUUUUGUGUGUGUUUGCGUGUGUACGUGUGUCCACCCGUCUGAUUUCUGGCCUCUCGUGGCUUUUAAGAGCAAGGAAAAAAAAGUAAAGCUGCACCGGGUGAUGUGUGCGAGCUUGUAGACCUCCUUUUUAAUGAUUGUAUAUUUGAAUUUAAAGACAAAAAAUAUGGUUGGUGAAAAAUUAGAAAGGAAAUAAACUAUCUCAGGUAGUUCUCAGCAGCUCUGUCCUGCUGGUGUCUCAUUGAAAUGUGUCCCAUAGAAAUAAAGUAGACCACCCCAGCCCUUUACAGAUCCCCUUUUCCCACGUUUUGAACCUUAGUGCUAGUCUGAUUCGUUUGUGUGUCUGUUGAAAUAUUCUUAAAACAAAUCUCAAUCUGAAAAUUUACUUUUGAUUGACUUCCUCUGAUUAAUCUCUGCGUUUCUUUUACAUAAAAAGUACAUAUACGACACACCGCCUGAUAUUCAUUGGCCCUUUUGGAAUGUAUUUUGUGAAGAAAAGGGUCCAAUGGCAUCCGGUUGAUGCCAGCCCUCUGCAACCCGCUGCUGGAUACCUCCUGCCCCUUCGCACAAUUCCACGUUCUCCACCGCCAUGCACCCACAUCAGCAAUAGCAACGGGUGGCGUAAACCAGCUUCAAAAUCUGUCCUGAUGGGAGGGUGGUACGCUUCAUUCAGCCUAAGGGGUUGCUCCAGCAGUGAGGUGGGAGUGGCUGUUGUUUGUGCAUCUGUUGUCAAAGCAGGCGUCCACUGAAUGUAACCCCUCACAGUCCAGGAGGCAGCGCGAGUGGAUGUGGUUUGCUGAGUUUAGAUGAGUGCUGCUGGCGCUUCCUCAUCACGGCCUUGGUGUGUGUGUUUGUGUGUAAGUUUGUGAGUGUUUGCCUGUCUUGAACACACACUUUGCGCUAGGUGGAAGUGCAGAUGUCAGGUCUUCAGUCUAAAUAAGGCAAAGGAGACUAUAAUAUUUUUGGCCACUUGCUGCUCGCGCUGCACUCUUCGGACUUUAAACAUUUCCUAUGCAGUUUUUUUGUUGUUGGUUUUUUUGUUUACACUUAAAUAAAGUUGUACUUCUUUGACUUCAACGUUUGUGACUUGUUAUUUCACGUUAGUUCUUGGUUGACUUCUGGGUGACCACCCUUCUGGUGGCCGAAAAGUGUCAUUGCAUGUACCGUAUUGGCCCGAAUAUAAGGCGGUGUUUUUUGCAUUGAAAAAACUCUUAAAAAGAGGGGGUCGUCUUUUA